This is a messenger RNA of Balaenoptera musculus (blue whale), 2447 nucleotides long. It is a transcript of the gene SNIP1, whose product is annotated as Smad nuclear interacting protein 1. Gene Ontology annotation, cellular component: nucleus. The record is from RefSeq and is a predicted model, not a curated record. The transcript is spliced from 4 exons. NCBI's taxonomy places the organism in Eukaryota, Metazoa, Chordata, Mammalia, Artiodactyla, Balaenopteridae. Bases 46 to 1233 code for a protein of 395 amino acids. Gene Ontology annotation, molecular function: mRNA binding; protein binding. Gene Ontology annotation, biological process: miRNA processing.
GAGUGCUUCGGACAUAUUUUUCCUUGGCUCCGUAGGUCUCCUAGUAUGAAGGAGGUGAAGAGCGAGCGGGAUCGGGGGAGCCGACGAAGGCACCGGGACGGCGACAUGGUGGCGGCAGCGGUGGUGGUGAAGCAGGAGCGCCUCAGCCCGGAAUCCGUGCCUCCCGUGCACCGCCGCCCGGACUCCUCCGGCGGUAGCCCGUCCCCACCGGCCGGCGAGUCGGGCCGCCCGAGUCACCGCGGGAACCGAGCCCGAGGAGGUAGCCGGUCUCCAGCCAAAAAGAAAAACAAGUCCUCAGGGAGAAGAAGCAAGUCUCCCCGGAGUAAGAGAAGCCGAAGUCCUCACCACUCAACAGUCAAAGUAAAGCAGGAACGUGAGGAUCAUCCCCGGAGAGGCCGGGAGGAUCGGCCACACCGAGAACCCUCAGGACAGGAACACAGGCGAGCUAGGAACAGUGACCGAGACAGACACCGUGGCCAUUCCCACCAGAGGAGAAGCUCGGUCGAGAGGCCUGGCAGCGGGCAGCCUCAGGGACGGGAUCGAGAUGCCCAGAACCUACAGGCGCAGGAAUCUGAGCGGGAGUUUCACAACGCCCGGCGCCGGGAGCACCGCCAGAAGAACGAAGCCGGCGGUAACGCAUCUCAGGACUCACUUCCUCAGCCUGGCCCUGGCAGCAACAACAAAGACAAAGAAGUGCCUGUUAAAGAAAAGCCAAGCUUUGAACUUUCUGGGGCACUUCUUGAGGACACCAACACCUUUCGGGGUGUAGUCAUUAAAUACAGCGAGCCCCCGGAAGCACGUAUCCCAAAAAAACGGUGGCGUCUCUACCCCUUUAAAAAUGAUGAGGUGCUUCCAGUGAUGUACAUCCACCGACAGAGCGCUUACCUCCUGGGCCGACACCGCCGCAUCGCAGACAUUCCCAUCGAUCACCCCUCCUGUUCAAAGCAGCACGCCGUCUUUCAGUACCGGCUUGUGGAAUAUACCCGUGCUGAUGGGACAGUUGGCCGCAGGGUGAAGCCCUACAUCAUUGACCUUGGCUCAGGCAAUGGAACGUUCCUGAACAACAAGCGAAUUGAGCCCCAGAGAUACUACGAACUGAAGGAAAAGGAUGUCCUUAAAUUUGGGUUCAGCAGCAGAGAGUAUGUUCUGCUCCACGAGUCCUCUGACACCUCUGAAGUAGACAGGAAGGAAGACGAGGAUGACGAGGAGGAGGAGGAAGUAUCUGACAGCUAGCAAACUGGAAAACAAGCCAAACUCUCGAGAGACCUUUUCUCUCUGCGAAAGCUUUGGGAUUGACUCAAAGGGCACCGCCGUGCUCUCUGUAAUGCCUCUUAUUGCCUUAAGUCUUUCUUCUGUUGCUGACCAGCUUACGUUUCAGUGUAAGAAAACUGACUUGUGUUCGGUUGAACUUUCUUCUGUGGCACGUCAGCCACAUGCCGUGGGCAUUUGUUUUCUGAACAGUCUCACCAACACAUCGUGUUUUAGUAGAAGCAUCGUGGCUUGAGUUGGUGCUUUCAGAACUACUGUGCAGGAAACUAUAAAGCCCUGGUUGAAGGGGAAUUGUGGCUUGCUUUCUUUGUACAGUUACUUUAUUUAUAUCGUUGUUAAGCUUUGUGGACCGGGUUUGUUUUUGUCUUGGGGGCAAAGCCCUGAACAGAGAAUCUUAUUCAGCUUUGGUUAUCACCAAAACAGCCUCCAGAGUAUACCAAAGCUUUGACCUGGUUGAGCUCUUGAGUCAUAGAAAUUGAUUUUGCACUUCGUUGUUUGGGGGUGGGCUGGGGGGUGGGGGAGAUUUACCACAUGACCUCAUUAUUGACUGUUGGACUUAAACGGAUGCUUUGUGGAGCCUGCUUAAGCUCAUGACUGUACAGGAAGGUCAUGGCCACUGCCAGUGGGUGCUGAUAACAUGUCACAAGAGGCUGAAAUGGGUCGUGGAUUUGUUUCUUGUGAGAGAACUCUGAUUUCUCCAUGGAGCAUGUACAGAACAAUUUUGAUCUUCAACUUUGCAUUUUUAUUUAGAGGUUAUCUCCAUUCUUCCUUCUUUGAGAAACACACUGUCAUUUAUGUGGCAGGGUCUUUGCUUUAUUCUAACAAUGUGUAUGUGUUGUGUGGUUUACAUGUUUUCAUCUUUUUAAAAAAACGUUCGGAGAGGUUGUAUUUACCUGGGCAAUUGGGAAUUGCCCAAUUUCCUAAUUUUCCACCAGAGGAAUAUGUGUAAGUAGAAAAGUCAUAACUGCUUACAUCUAUUUUGUGUGUGUGUGUGUGUGUGUGUGUGUGUUUGUGUAUAUGUAUAUAUUUAAAAAAUUGUGUGUGAAAGAGUUGCAUAUUGAUUUUCCUAUGAGAAUGUUUUGUGAUGUAAAUGUAAUACUGCAUUAUAGGCAAAGGCCUCCCUGCAUUUGAAGAGCAGGUUUUCAUUUAUAUGUAUUUUUGGAAUAAAAAAUAAUAAA